UUUUGCAGGAAGGCACAUGCAACGCUGUUUACAAGUAGGUACUCGCGACGACCUUCUGUUUGUCGAUUUUAGAGCGUUGUAUUUUCCUAAACCGCUGUUGGUUUUUGUUUUUCGUACAAUGUGUCCAGCCGGCGCGGGUGUCGCGUUACGCGUGUGCUCGUGAUCAUAUAUUAAAUUUAGUGAGUGACAAGUGCGAUUUGCGUAAUAAAUUCGGUAGUCAUGGGUGCUAAAGCGAGUACGGCUAACGGGGGGCAGAGUCCGCGCGCGAGGACAUUCUCUACGAGCUCCAGUUCGGACGUGGUAUCGGGAGGCGCCGGCUUUAGCUUGCUCCGCGCGAUUCCCGGUAUCCAGGUGUCUAGCGACCGUCAGCGGGCUAGAUCACUCUCCUCAGUGCCGGACUUGCACGACUCCCACGAAGCCAUCGCCAUUCCCGCUAACUCGCAAAGUUACGAGGCUUCCGCGGCCGCCAGCCCCGACACAGACUCCAGUUCCAACGAGGAAGCCAGUCCCGGUCCGGGCACCUCGCUGUCACUCGGCAGAGUUUACGCCACACACUCCUUGCCUUCACAUAUCUGGUCCAUAAACGGCAUCAAGUGUCCAGUUUGCAGCAAGUUCGUGUUGCCGGACGACAUCGAGUGCCACCUUGUCAUGUGCCUCACCAGGCCGAGGCUCUCAUAUAAUGAGGACGUGCUGAGUGACGCAAAGGGCGAGUGUGUGAUCUGCCUGGAGGAGUUGUGUGCGGGGGACACCAUCGCGCGCCUGCCCUGCCUCUGCAUCUACCACAAGGGAUGUAUAGACCAAUGGUUCGAGGUGAACCGGUCGUGCCCGGAGCACCCGGGCGACUAGUGCGCGCGCGCGGCGCCGGCCAGUGCUACAGACUGCGGCCCCCGGGCCUUGUAAAUAAAUAUAUUAUAGUGAGAUCUUUACCAUUUAAUUAAUUGAGAAAAAACGUAAAGCAAAAGGACAGUUAGCUCGGACGACAAAUUCCGUGUGGAGUAUCGUCGCAGACUACGUUACGGUUGUUUAUCUAUUAUUUGGAGAUUUUAUGUUUCGAUCGAUAUGUAUAAUACGUUGUAUAGAAUAUGUAUAGUGGAGGUUUCCUUCUCGGAGAACAAGAUGAGCGAGUCGCGUCCGUGUCGUGCGCGUCACGUCGCGCUCCCCGACGUGUCGCGUCCGUGUCGUGCGCGUCACGUCGCGCUCCCCGACGUGUCGCGUCCGUGUCGUGCGCGUCACGCCGGGCU
Messenger RNA from Papilio xuthus (Asian swallowtail), 1241 nucleotides. RefSeq names its product E3 ubiquitin-protein ligase ZNRF2. Lineage: Eukaryota; Metazoa; Arthropoda; Insecta; Lepidoptera; Papilionidae. The coding region runs from base 220 to 846 and encodes 208 amino acids. Gene Ontology annotation, molecular function: ubiquitin protein ligase activity. The record is from RefSeq and is a predicted model, not a curated record. The transcript is spliced from 4 exons. Gene Ontology annotation, cellular component: membrane; intracellular membrane-bounded organelle; cytoplasm. Gene Ontology annotation, biological process: protein K48-linked ubiquitination; proteasome-mediated ubiquitin-dependent protein catabolic process.